Molecule: messenger RNA, 3291 nt
Organism: Pieris brassicae (large cabbage white)
Lineage: Eukaryota; Metazoa; Arthropoda; Insecta; Lepidoptera; Pieridae
Gene: Dhx15
Product: putative pre-mRNA-splicing factor ATP-dependent RNA helicase PRP1
Exons: 10
Coding region: 103-2310 (735 amino acids)
Cellular component (GO): intracellular anatomical structure; spliceosomal complex
Molecular function (GO): RNA helicase activity; ATP binding; RNA binding
Source: RefSeq, a predicted model, not a curated record
UUUGUAGGUAGUCGUUUGUUGUAGUAAAAAUUUUAGGAAUUUCCUCGUUUUCAAAUUGAAUUGAGUUUAUUUAUUGAAAAAGUUGUAUGUUUUAAUUUGAAAAUGUCUAAACGGAGGAUUGAAGUAAUGGACCCUUUUAUUAAAAAGAAACGCGAGGAAAAAGCAGCGGCUGCUGCUAAAUCCGGCGCCAGUGGAGAAGGGUCCUCAGACACCGUGGCUAACCUAGGAACAGCUCUAUCUAGCACCUCAAGCGCGCCUGGGAUUAAUUCAUAUACUGGUCUACCACACUCCCCACGCUACCAUGAACUAUUGCAAAAACGACUGGGUCUCCCUGUAUGGGAGUACAAAAAUGAUUUCAUGCGUCUUCUUAAUACACAUCAAUGUGUUGUGCUUGUUGGAGAAACAGGAUCUGGUAAAACUACACAAAUUCCUCAGUGGUGUGUGGAAUUUGCUUGUGUUACUGCAAGUAAGUCCAAAGGUGUUGCCUGUACUCAGCCAAGAAGAGUAGCAGCCAUGUCGGUGGCUCAAAGAGUGGCUGAAGAAAUGGAUGUAGCAUUAGGACAGCAAGUUGGUUACAGUAUCCGUUUUGAAGACUGUUCAGGACCACAGACAGUAUUAAAAUACAUGACAGAUGGUAUGUUGCUUCGUGAGGCAAUGUCGGACCCAAUGCUGGAUCAAUACAGAGUAAUUUUACUUGACGAAGCUCAUGAAAGAACAUUAGCAACAGAUAUUCUAAUGGGUGUCUUGAAAGAGGUUAUAAAACAGAGACCAGACUUGAAACUAGUUAUUAUGUCUGCUACGCUAGAUGCUGGCAAAUUUCAACAGUACUUUGAUAAUGCACCACUAAUGAAUGUACCGGGACGAACACAUCCUGUAGAAAUCUUCUAUACACCUCAGCCUGAACGCGACUACUUACAGGCGGCCAUACGUACUGUGAUACAAAUACACUUAUGUGAAGAAGUUGCAGGUGAUAUUCUCCUGUUUUUGACUGGUCAAGAAGAAAUUGAGGAUGCUUGUAAGAGGAUCAAACGGGAGGUUGACAACUUGGGUCCAGAUGCAGGUGAACUAAAGUGCAUUCCAUUAUAUUCCACUCUGCCCCCAAAUCUCCAACAGAGAAUUUUCGAGCCAGCACCCCCAAACCGUCCCAACGGUGCUAUUGGAAGGAAAGUAGUUGUAUCUACAAACAUAGCUGAAACCUCUUUAACGAUAGAUGGUGUAGUGUUUGUGAUAGAUCCUGGUUUUGCUAAGCAGAAAGUGUAUAACCCAAGGGUCCGUGUAGAGUCUUUACUGGUGUCACCAAUCAGUAAGGCUUCUGCCCAGCAGCGCGCCGGUCGUGCCGGUAGAACUCGUCCCGGAAAGUGCUUCAGGUUGUACACAGAGACAGCCUAUAAGAACGAAAUGCAGGACAACACAUACCCAGAGAUUUUGAGAUCAAACUUAGGGUCUGUAGUUUUGCAGUUGAAAAAGUUGGGGAUUGAUGACCUCGUGCACUUUGACUUCAUGGACCCACCAGCCCCCGAGACGCUUAUGAGGGCCUUGGAGCUGCUUAACUAUCUUGCUGCCCUGGAUGAUGACGGAAACCUAACAGAUUUGGGUGCGGUGAUGGCAGAGUUUCCUUUAGACCCGCAGUUGGCGAAGAUGUUGAUUGCUAGCUGCAACCACAAUUGCUCCAAUGAGAUUUUGUCUAUCACAGCUAUGUUGUCAGUGCCCCAGUGCUUUGUUCGACCAAAUGAGGCGAGGAAAGCCGCAGACGAGGCCAAGAUGCGUUUCGCUCACAUUGAUGGAGACCACCUCACGUUGCUCAAUGUUUAUCAUGCAUUUAAACAGAACAUGGAGGACCCUCACUGGUGCUACGACAACUUCAUCAACUACAGAUCACUCAAGUCUGGAGACAAUGUUAGACAACAGUUAAGCAGAAUUAUGGAUAGAUUUAAUUUGAAGAGGACAAGUACGGAGUUCGCGAGUAAAGAUUACUACAUUAAUAUAAGGAAAGCACUUGUCAAUGGAUUCUUUAUGCAGGUAGCUCACCUGGAGCGGAGCGGCCAUUACCUAACAGUGAAGGACAAUCAGAUUGUCCAGCUCCAUCCCUCGACCUGCUUGGACCACAAACCGGACUGGGUUAUUUAUAAUGAAUUCGUGUUGACGACCAAGAAUUACAUACGCACCGUUACUGAUAUUAAACCUGAAUGGCUUCUACGCAUUGCCCCACAGUACUACGAACUAAAUAACUUCCCAGUGUGCGAGGCGAGACGGCAGCUGGAGCUCCUGCAGGAGCGUCUCGACUCCAAGUCCUACCAGGAGGGCUUCUAAAUUCGCGCGGGCCCCAAUCGGGGCCUCCGAGUAGUGGGUUCCAUUAAAAACUAAGUGAAUGCGUGAUUUUUGUAUGUGCUAAGUUGUUAUGUACUGGCACCUCCUGAAGACACCAAGACAGCUCGUCAUAUUCAUCCAGGGUCCCAUGUGGCCAGUUCAGGAUAAUCAUAAUUUUUAUAACGAUUAAACAUACUUACUGAAAUCUUUUAAGAAUUCUAAACCUCCCUUUAUUGGAAAAAUUAAUAGGCCGGCGACGCACUUUUUUAUAGGGGGCUAACCUGAUUAGUGGUACCGACUCGCAUUGCAAGAGGGAUCGCAAGUGCGUUGCCGGCCUUUUAAGUAUUGAUGCGUACUGAAAAAGUAAUAGGCCGGCAACGCACUUUUUAUAGGGGCUACGUGGCUAACCUGAUUAGUCGUACCGACUCACACUGCAAGAGGGCUCGCGAGUGCGUUGCCGGGUUUUUAAGUAUUUAUGCGCUCUAAUUUUUAUGAAGGUUAAACAAUACUUACUGAAAUCUUAAGAAUUCUAAACCUCUUAAUUGGAAAAUUUAAAAGGCCGGCGACGCACUUUUGACCCACUACGGACUGGCAUUGCUGGAGGGAUCGCAGGUGCGUUGCCGGCCUUUUAAAUAUUGAAGCGCUAAUGACGUAAGUCACACUUGCGAGCCCUCUGGCAUUGUGUCUAUGGGCGGUAUCACUUAACAUUAGAUGAGCCUACGGCCCUGCGAAAGUAAUCUUCGAAGUACUUCCAAUCGGGGCCCCAGUACCGAGGCCCCCAGCCGGCUGGAAAAUAUAUGUUUUUUGUGCUGAGAUAUUUUGUAUGUAUAGAGGUUUUACAAUUGUAGGCUCAUCUUCCACUUUGUAAUUAAUUUGAUAGUCGAGUAGAUUUUCACAUUAUCUGAAAUGCUGGGGCCCCAUUCAUAGCAUUUUUUUGCUAAUUGGGCGAUGUUACAAAAGUAUCCUAAUUAUACUUUAGUACAA